GUUGAUAUAAAGUUGCAAUCAUAUAUCGUUAAAGCAGGCGCAGAACCAUAGGGUUAGAAGUCAAGACCUGCCGGGCAGAGAGUUUCUAUAUACCUGUCGCAUGGCGAGCAUACAGGCUGUAGCCGAUGCCUCGCAGGUUCCCCACACUUGUGCUCACUCGCAGCAUGGUUUUCUUCCCAUGGUUCCUGGUAUGGCUAGUCUGUGACAAAUAUCAUUUUCCUCUUGAUACUUAUAUCCUACGCCAUGGGAAAGCUCGAAAGUUCUGUCCGAUCAGAAAGCUAGGUGCACACUGAAUGAGACCUUCAUAUCACUCAAUCCAAAGCACAGCAGAGGCCAGUGCAUGUUAGGUAGUAAAAAACAAAACCUUAAAAGGUUUUGGUUUAGCAAAGCCUUUCUCGGUCCUGCUGAUUUCGUGAUGAUUUCGAUAUUUUGAUGUCGAUAAAAUAAAACGGGAGAAAAAAGAUGUAAAGUGAAAUCGGAUUUCGUGAUUUUUGUUAAGUUCGGCAAAUGCACCGACGAGCGGAAUUUUGAUUUGGCAUCUGCUCGGGCCUCGUCAAAUUUAAGUCCCCGAUGACAAAAACCGAGGUUGUCAAAG
Molecule: messenger RNA, 595 nt
Organism: Guyanagaster necrorhizus
Lineage: Eukaryota; Fungi; Basidiomycota; Agaricomycetes; Agaricales; Physalacriaceae
Exons: 4
Coding region: 126-293 (55 amino acids)
Source: RefSeq, a predicted model, not a curated record